AGGCUCUGGUUGGCUGAUAUCCCCCUAACAACGUGUCGGUGUUUACCGACAUGGCGGGGACCGGCAAGAAAUCCGAAGGUUUAUUUCGACAGAGUAUUGGCUGGCAGUCUUUAUUAAGAUUUACUAUCCUUUCACUUGCGUGGCUUGUUGGGUUUAGUUCGCGGUUAUUUGCAGUUAUUCGGUUUGAAAGUAUCAUUCAUGAAUUCGAUCCUUGGUUCAACUAUCGCUCAACACAUUACAUGGUCAAACAUGGUUUUUAUAACUUCCUCAAUUGGUUCGAUGAGAGGGCCUGGUAUCCACUUGGAAGGAUUGUCGGCGGCACGGUUUACCCCGGGCUGAUGAUCACAUCUGGUUCUAUUCAUUACUUGCUAAGCCUUCUACAUAUAACAGUACACAUUAGAGACAUCUGUGUGUUUCUAGCUCCAGUUUUCAGUGGUUUGACAGCUCUGGCAACAUAUUUUCUAACUAAGGAGCUAUGGAAUGAUGCAGCUGGUUUGUUGGCUGCAUGCUUCAUUGCAAUUGUGCCUGGCUACAUUAGCAGGUCUGUGGCAGGAAGCUAUGACAAUGAAGGCAUUGCCAUCUUUGCUCUAAUGUUCACUUACUAUCUGUGGGUGAAGUCAGUCAAAACCGGUGCCAUUUCGUGGGCUGUCCUAACAGCACUUUCUUACUUUUACAUGGUGUCUGCCUGGGGGGGUUAUGUAUUCAUCAUAAACCUUAUUCCACUUCAUGUUUUUGUUCUGCUACUGAUGAACAGGUUCUCAAAUAGGAUUUACGUUGCCUACAACACUUUCUUUAUUUUGGGACUGCUGCUGUCCAUGCAGAUCCCAUUUGUCGGCUUCCAGCCCGUGCGCACUAGCGAACACAUGGCUUCGGCAGGUGUGUUCGUUCUGCUUAAUGCGUAUGCCCUGCUAAGGUAUCUGCAGACCUUCUUUUCGAAGUCUGAAAUGAAGACACUGUUCUUUGGUGCUGUGGCAGCUGUAGCUGGCGUCGUGUUCCUCACAGUCGUCGUACUCACUUAUGCUGGCUACAUUGCCCCCUGGAGUGGCAGAUUUUAUUCGCUGUGGGACACUGGAUAUGCAAAGAUCCACAUUCCAAUCAUUGCGUCUGUGUCUGAACACCAGCCUACGACCUGGUUCUCCUUCUUUUUUGAUCUGCACGUCUUGGUAGCCACGUUUCCGGUGGGGCUCUGGUAUUGCAUCAAGAAUGUCAACGAUGAACGUGUUUUCAUUGUGCUGUAUGCUGUAACGUCAGUUUAUUUUGCGGGAGUCAUGGUGAGGUUGAUGCUGACACUAACACCUGUGGUCUGCGUGCUGAGCGCCAUAGCCUUCUCUAACACCAUGCAACUCUAUCUGCGUGAAGAGGAGAUGCCAAAGCAGCAGGCCUCCAGCGACGAGGAUAGUGAGGACAGUGAUAACGGAGAACGCAGAGAGAAAAAGCAGCUUUAUGACAAGGCUGGAAAGAUCCGAAAAAUCAAGUCUGAUCAAACGAAGGAAGCUGCAGGCCUGGGUACCAAUGUGCGCAGUGUUGUAAUAGUCGUGCUCAUGAUGAUCCUCAUGAUGUUUUCUGUGCACUGCACAUGGGUCACGAGCAACGCAUAUUCUAGUCCUAGCAUUGUGCUGGCAUCUUACAGCAAUGACGGAUCGAGAGUAAUCCUGGAUGACUUCCGAGAAGCUUACUACUGGCUCUCACAGAACACUGCAGAUGACGCUAGGGUUAUGUCAUGGUGGGAUUAUGGCUACCAAAUAGCUGGAAUGGCAAAUCGAACAACACUGGUGGACAAUAACACAUGGAAUAACAGUCACAUAGCAUUGGUUGGAAAAGCGAUGUCAUCGAAUGAAAGUGCUGCCUAUGAAAUUAUGAAAGCCUUGGAUGUGGACUAUGUUCUAGUCAUCUUCGGUGGCGUCAUCGGCUAUUCCGGUGAUGACAUCAAUAAAUUCCUGUGGAUGGUGCGGAUUGCUGAGGGGGAGCACCCAAAGGACAUCAGAGAAAGCGACUACUUCAAUGACAAGGGGGAGUUCCGAGUAGAUGAGUAUGGCUCCAACAUACUGCUGAACUGCCUGAUGUACAAGAUGAGCUACUAUCGCUUUGGCGAGCUCCAGCUGGACUACCGUUCGCCACCUGGGUUUGACCGCACUCGGAACAUGGAAAUUGGCAACAAGCACUUCACCCUUGAACACUUGGAAGAAGCCUACACGACAGAGCACUGGCUUGUACGCAUCUUUAGGGUCAAGAAGGACGCUAACAGGCCUCGCAUUCCCUACGUUCAGCGGCAGAUCAAGUCCAAGAGUGUCUUUGUAUCAAAAAAGACGUCACGCAAGAAGAAAGGGUUUAUCAAGGAUAGACCACAGGUUGUCAAAGGAAGAACAGCAGCGAAGAGUGCGUAGGAUAUUCAAAUUGUAAAUUUGUGUUGAACUACCACAGCUCGCAGAACAGGAGAGAUUGCACCCAACUGCAGUGAAUACCACGAAGGUACUUCAAGUCAUGUCCAUAACUUCAUUUCACAAAACAUGUCAUAAUGCUGGGCAAGAAACAGAUUUGGUUGCACAGGAGGGGGAAUGAGUGUUUCAUAAACUUGUUUUGCUUUGGA
This is a messenger RNA of Ornithodoros turicata, 2587 nucleotides long. It is a transcript of the gene Stt3B, whose product is annotated as dolichyl-diphosphooligosaccharide--protein glycosyltransferase subunit STT3B-like. NCBI's taxonomy places the organism in Eukaryota, Metazoa, Arthropoda, Arachnida, Ixodida, Argasidae. Gene Ontology annotation, cellular component: membrane. Gene Ontology annotation, biological process: post-translational protein modification. Gene Ontology annotation, molecular function: dolichyl-diphosphooligosaccharide-protein glycotransferase activity. The record is from RefSeq and is a predicted model, not a curated record. The transcript is spliced from 16 exons. The coding region runs from base 51 to 2384 and encodes 777 amino acids.